GGCAGAGAGGAGAGAAGGAAGAAGGAGAGAGAGAGUAGUUGGCAUUAUCGUCGUCUCUCUUUUCUUUCUCUUCUCUUCUCGUGAAAAGCUUAAGAAUCAUCACCUUCGUGUAAAGUUUCUGUGUUUCUUUUUCUUCUGUGAAAAUUCUGCCCAAAAACGAUGAAUGUGAUGCGUAGAUUGACGAGUAUGGCUUCUGGACGUAGUUUCGUCUCUUCUGAUAACGUAGGAGAAGACGAGACGCCAAGAUCGAAAAAGCCUAACAAAACUCGUGAAGAUAUAGAGUCUACGGAAUCGGCUACGUACGAGAGAGGUUCUAAUGGUUUAGGAGAGGAUAAGACACGAGAAGAAUCUGUCUCUACGACAGAGAAUUCUCAUUCAUUACCAAAAGAAAUGGGUGAUGACAAGGAUUCGGACAGUGGUAUCAUCAAGGGAAAUGGGACAGAGUCUGGUCGGAUUAUUACAACCACAAAGAAGGGUCUGAACGAUCAGAUAGACAAGACAAUCUCGUACAGAGCUGAACAUGUAAUUGGCACUGGCUCAUUCGGUGUUGUCUUUCAGGCUAAGUGCUUAGAGACAGAAGAAAAAGUAGCAAUCAAGAAAGUGUUACAAGACAAGAGAUACAAGAACAGAGAGCUUCAGAUCAUGCGAAUGCUCGACCAUCCUAACGUCGUUGAGCUCAAGCAUUCUUUCUUCUCCACCACUGAGAAAGACGAGCUUUAUCUCAACCUUGUUCUCGAGUAUGUACCUGAGACUAUAUACCGUGCAUCAAGAUCUUACACCAAGAUGAAUCAUCAGAUGCCCCUGAUCUAUAUUCAGCUCUACACAUAUCAGAUUUGCCGCGCUGUGAACUAUCUACAUCGAGCUGCUGGAGUGUGCCACCGUGACAUUAAACCACAAAACCUAUUGGUGAAUAAUGUUACACAUGAGGUGAAGAUAUGUGACUUUGGAAGCGCGAAAAUGCUGAUUCCUGGAGAACCCAAUAUAUCUUACAUAUGCUCAAGGUAUUAUAGAGCUCCAGAACUCAUCUUUGGAGCAACUGAAUACACAACCGCCAUCGAUAUGUGGUCUGUAGGUUGUGUAAUGGCUGAGCUUUUUCUUGGACAUCCUUUGUUCCCUGGAGAGACUAGUGUUGAUCAAUUGGUGGAGAUCAUUAAGGUUUUGGGAACACCAGCAAGAGAAGAGAUAAAGAACAUGAACCCUAGUUACAAUGAUUUCAAGUUCCCUCAGAUAAAACCUCAGCCAUGGCACAAGAUAUUUAGUAGACAGGUACCUCCUGAAGCAUUGGAUCUUGGCUCUAGACUUCUCCAGUAUUCACCAAAUAUGAGAUGCUCAGCGCUUGAAGCCUGUGCGCACCCGUUCUUUGAUGCUCUGAGAGACCCAAACGCAUCCUUGCCUAAUGGAAGAGCACUUCCUCCAUUGUUUGAUUUCACAGCUCAAGAAUUGGCUGGUGCAUCUGUUGAACUGCGACAUCGCUUAAUCCCUGAGCAUGCAAGGAAAUGACCUCUUCUUCUCUACACAUGUCCUUGUUCACUGACCUCUGCAACCACUUGGAUUAGUAGUUAAAAAAGUGUAAUAAUUUUUAUAAGUUUGCAACUUUGUAGCUUCCAUUGUUGUAUACAGAAAUGCAGAAUUUUCCAACUCUUUUCUC
Messenger RNA from Raphanus sativus (radish), 1648 nucleotides. Its product is annotated as shaggy-related protein kinase beta. The record is from RefSeq and is a predicted model, not a curated record. The transcript has 12 exons. Gene Ontology annotation, molecular function: protein serine/threonine kinase activity; ATP binding. Gene Ontology annotation, cellular component: cytoplasm. Gene Ontology annotation, biological process: signal transduction; protein phosphorylation. NCBI's taxonomy places the organism in Eukaryota, Viridiplantae, Streptophyta, Magnoliopsida, Brassicales, Brassicaceae. Bases 160 to 1500 code for a protein of 446 amino acids.